CCCGUACUCCUCGCACUCGUACUCUGUCCACUCCGUCAGGACAGCUUCUGAUACCUGCCGUUGACUCCCAACUACGACCGUGACGCUACACCGCUACAUACGCGAUUACUUGUUCAAGACAUCAACUACGCCUCGCCUCGCAUCGCUACCAGCUAUGUCGACCCCAGACGCUGUCUCCGUUGAGGAUAUGUCCGCGAACCGCUCGGCCCAACGCAACGAUAUCGCGGCCCUCUACGAGUCGUCUCCGGUCUAUCAAGUACUCUUCAACGAAGACUUAUUCGAGAACGUAGUGCGGCUCCUACUCGUCGCUCAGGAGGGACGCAACUACGGGUCUGUGGCUAGCCUAGCCCUCACAUUGCGACAAUUUACGCACACAGCGCUUCGAGUGCUAUGGGAGAGGAUGUGGUCGCUCGUCCCCCUUCUCAAAACGGUACCAGGAUUUGUAUGGACGGACUAUGCGAUGGAUGACGGUAGUGUGCAAUGGCAUGCCGUAGUGCCCCAAGACGAUCCGACGAAGCUCGCGCUCGACACAGUGGCCUUCAAACGGUAUUCGGCAUAUGUCAAAUACUUUGUCUGGUUGACGAACGACGAUAUCAGUCCGGCAACCUACGAUUUCUUCGAGCAAGCCCUAUCGUCUACGAAGCCGUGGUUCCCGUCCCUACGUUCCUUCAGGUGGUACGAACGUGGCAUGAUAAUCAAGGCCCCUCCACUGUGGGUCGUUGGCUCUCAGAGCUUGGAGAGCGCCUCUAUCACUGCAUCGUACUUCGGGAAGUGGAGGCUGGUGGGCCUAGUGAAGGCACUGGCGAACCGCAACCCCGACCUUCGACAUCUCAGUAUCACAACCACGAUGUACCUCGAGGACAUGCCCUUGGGGGAGUAUCGCCACAUCGGCCCAGCAAUCACCGAAUUCCUCUACAGAUGUGUUAAGAUCUCGUCGGGCGUGCCGAACCUUUGUUCCCUGUGUUCGUGCGUGCCUGUUCACUGGAAGGACAUCUUGAUGCUGGCGCAGAUGCCGAGGUUGGAGCAUCUCGCGAUCAUCGUGUUCAAGAAGAAGACGGAGGAUUUCGGGGCACUCCCCGAUCUCGCUUUCCAGAAUCUGCUUGUCCUGGACCUCGGCCUUGGCACGUUGGGCGGUCACGACAUAGUGAUCCGCUUACUCGAUGGUAUCGGCUCCCCGAGACUCAAGAACAUCGAGGUGUCGAUCGCGCGCGUUGCCCCGCGCGAACGAAUGGUACACCAGCUAUUCGAGACCCUCUCUCGGAGCGUAUACAAGGAUGCCGUCCAGCGGUUUGUUUACAACGCUGGGGCUCACGAAGCGGACGACCCAUCACAGCUCGCUACAGUCUCAAUGUGCACACUUCAGCCCCUCCUACAGCUGUCCAACCUCGCAUCGUUGUCCAUUGUGGUGCCCAACUAUUAUUUGAAGAUGGACGAUUUUCGUACGCUCUCUACGGUUUGGCCGAACCUCGUCGCAAUCGACCUCCAGCAGACCGCACGCAAUCCAUGGGCCAUCCCUGUUUUCUGGCUAGCCCCAUUCGCGCAGUUCUCGUUGAAACUGAAAACGAUAGCGGGAUUUGACGUGUACGGGGCGCCGCCCGGGGAAUCUCUGCCUGCCCGGGUCCUCAAUGAUGCUCCGAAUCCCGCAUCGCCAGUCGAGGCCGUCACUUGCGAUAUUCUCAAAGCGAGUAUGCCGUCUGAACUGACUGGGUUGUUGUGCGCGUCGAUGUCCUUCUCUGACUGAUGUAUGUGUACUCUUUCUAUCCUAGGUAGCCAUGUAGAAUGCUUUGCGAUCGGGUAUCCGCGCUACUCUACGUAACAAUGACGAUACAGCCUCAGGCUAACUUAAACUAUGCCAUAAUGAGUACAUGCAUUUGACACACCAUGCAAGUGCAGCCGUCCGAUACAACUUAAACUUGGGGCUGUACGUUGGUACUCUGAGUCUGACUUAUGACGCAGUAUGGUUGGCUUACGAUUCCUCCCGACUAGGGUGUCUAGGCGGUGACGGGCACACGGCUCCUAGUACUGUGUGCGUGUCGUCCUGUAUGUUGUUGAACUGGAUCACACAGGGCCUGAACGUAAGAUCUGCCUCAUCAUUGAUCUUGUUCACGCAGCCAUCGCAGCGCGAUCAAAGUGAUUCAGCAGACUCAAAAGUUCGGAUGUGAAACUAGAUGUUGCAUUAUUUCUAGUGGU
Rhodofomes roseus is the source of this 2190-nucleotide messenger RNA. RefSeq lists its product as uncharacterized. The transcript has 4 exons. The coding region runs from base 155 to 1741 and encodes 528 amino acids. The record is from RefSeq and is a predicted model, not a curated record. NCBI's taxonomy places the organism in Eukaryota, Fungi, Basidiomycota, Agaricomycetes, Polyporales, Fomitopsidaceae.